UUAUCGCAUCUAUUGUAGACCUUAGGUCGACAUUUAGUUCAACACGUGGCGAAAGAAAGGUUGUGUUGAGUUAUAUUAUAGACAAGUUGAGCUGCUAUCGUUUCUUUCUUCUGUUUUUCCAUUCUGUUUCAACACAAUCGACAUCUUUUUACUAAAUCUGCUUUAAUAAGUCAACUGUAGCCGUCCUACUUUGUUAUUACAAAUUCGUAGGAAAAAUCUGCUUCGGUAUUCUCUCCUAUUACAUUCUUAGUUUUCACUUUCCAAGGACUUAACCAUACAAUCAUCACGCACAUAGAACGACACCACAUCGAUAAGCCGAAGACGACUUACAAACGGGUUCUGCUUUAACUUCCACAACGAAUAAGGAUAGUGGACAUUUAUCUCGGAGUGAUGCCUGAGACACUAAACAAGUUAUCCGGAUCUGGAUCAGUUGCUUCAAUGAAUGGAAUGGAUACAAACGUAGUUCCGACUCAACAGAAUGGUACUAUACAUAACUCUGUACAGACAGGUACAAGUGCCGAAGAUAGUAAGACCAAUCUUAUUGUCAACUAUUUACCACAAGCCAUGACUCAGGAAGAGAUUCGUAGUCUUUUUUCGAGUAUUGGAGAGGUCGAGUCGUGCAAACUGAUUAGAGAUAAAGUUACAGGACAGAGUUUGGGAUACGGUUUUGUCAACUAUUUACGUCCCGAAGAUGCAGAAAAAGCGAUUAACACGUUAAAUGGUUUAAGAUUACAAAACAAAACAAUCAAGGUGUCAUAUGCCAGACCGAGCAGUGAAGCUAUCAAGGGUGCCAAUCUCUAUGUUAGUGGGCUACCAAAGUCCAUGACACAAUUGGACUUGGAAGGUCUGUUUUCUCCAUUUGGAAGGAUAAUUACAUCUCGCAUUUUGUGCGAUAAUAUCACAGAAUCGGAUUGUUCCCCCAACUCUUCUGCAGGUCUAUCGAAGGGGGUCGGUUUCGUUCGGUUUGACCAGCGGAUCGAGGCCGAAAGAGCUAUCAAACAUCUCCACAACACCAUUCCUGAGGGUGCCACAGAGCCUAUCACCGUCAAGUUCGCCAACAACCCGAGCAACAAUACCAAAGCCAUAGCACCAUUGGCAGCGUAUUUGUCACCUCAAAGGCGAUUCCCUGGUCCCAUUCACCAUCCUGCAAACCGCUUCAGGUACAUUCCACUCUCCCCCAUAUCAAGGUACUCGCCCUUGGCUGGCGAUCUUCUUGCCAAUCCCCUACUCGCGGGAAAUGCUAUGAAUGGCUCAGGAUGGUGUAUAUUUGUCUACAAUUUGGCACCGGAUACUGAAGAGAAUCUCUUGUGGCAACUCUUCGGACCAUUUGGUGCUGUGCAGAGUGUCAAGGUUAUUCGUGAUCUUCAAACCAAUAAAUGCAAGGGAUUUGGUUUUGUCACCAUGACUAACUAUGAUGAAGCCGUUGUGGCCAUCCAGAGUCUCAAUGGAUAUACGCUGGGUAACCGGGUGCUCCAGGUCUCCUUCAAGACCAACAAGUGCAAAUCAUAAACGCGUAAUUGGGAAAGGUCGAUGCCUGAUGGCUCCUCUACUUGGGAGGGGAUAAAGGGAGGGGUGGGUAAUAGGGUGGGGAGGGUGUAGGGGACAAAAAUCGCCAUGUUUUGGGGUCAUAACGAAGAAGAGACAUAAAGAAGAAGAGGAGGAGCGGGGUUGAUGUCCUUUUUCUCUGCUUGAUAUUGGAAUCUCCUCGCUCCUCAGGAAGUACAUCUUGGAUGAUUUAUGGAUUGAUAACAUUCCCCUGCAUCCAAUAGGGGAAAAAACUGUCAUAGGUGCUGUGGUCGACAUGCCAAGUCCUCCAGUUGCCACUUCCUCAAGAAACCAAACAAUCCAUAAAAUUAUAUACAGUAUAUGUGUGUGUGUGUAUAUAAGAAAAAAGGUGAUCACAAUUUUCUUUCUUAAUGGGGAAAGAGAUGGAACAAAGAAUGAUGUUAAGACGAAAAAAGGAAACUUGUUCCGUAUUGAACUUUAAACCCGCCAGGCGGGUAAAUAUGUUGGAUAUGGGAAGCACUUCGGUGUCAACCGCGCGUCAUUUAUAAUGUUUUUGGCAAGAAAAAUAUCCCUUCUACUUAAUAUCAUUUUUUUCUCUCCGCCAUAAUAGAAAAGUUUAAGAAACAGCACUCCCUAGAAACAAAGGAAUGGCAAUGAUUUCCCUUACCAUCGUUACGAUGUAACAGGAAUCCGAGCACAUUCUAUUCAAAUCACGCGAGAUUCAUGUGUACCCAUUCACUCACAACAUACAUACACACACAUCUGUCGAUAAAACGAGUCCAGUCAAGCACAUAAAUCUUAAAGAGGAAAAAAAUAAGAUUAAAAAAUGAUAAAAAAAUCAAGUUUAUUGCAAAUUUAAUCCUAUUCAUCUUAUUAAAAUUAUUAUCUUAGAAUUAAAAAAAUUUAGAUAGUGCCAUAUUUACUUAAUUUAUUAUAUAAGCAAUUUAAGAAAAAAAAACAAGAAAAUAAUAACUUUAUUUAUUUGAGGAUUUGACCUUAGGUCUUUCUCACUUUCGCGUCAAUUCACUAUUUAUUUAUUUGUAAAUUAUUAUAUUUAAAUAAUUGUGAGAUAUUGUAGAUUGUCAGUUCGUCUCGUCACUUUGUCAUUUAUAAUUAUUUUAGUUAUAGAUUAACUAAAUAUA
Centruroides sculpturatus (bark scorpion) is the source of this 2648-nucleotide messenger RNA. RefSeq names its product ELAV-like protein 3. The coding region runs from base 391 to 1509 and encodes 372 amino acids. Lineage: Eukaryota; Metazoa; Arthropoda; Arachnida; Scorpiones; Buthidae. Gene Ontology annotation, molecular function: RNA binding. The record is from RefSeq and is a predicted model, not a curated record. Gene Ontology annotation, cellular component: ribonucleoprotein complex. The transcript is spliced from 7 exons.